AUCAGCACACAUCAUGCAGUCGUAUCGUGUCACGACUUCCAUAAUAACAUCGGUAACGCUGCAACAAAGCAAAAGGUUUCGCGCCGAAAAGAAAAACGGCAAGAAAAGUCAACAAAUUGCAAUUAAAACAAACAUAAAUUAGUUAAUAAAGUGUACAAAUGUAGAAAAUGUUUUAAAAAACAAACGCAACGUUAGUUUGUAUGCUGAAAGUGCAGCCAGACGGGAGAAGUGUGUGUGCGCUAGUGUGUGUGUGUGAGAGCAAGCGGCGCGUUUGUAAAACGGCUGAGGUGUAGAGUUUCCCCCUUCUCCGCUCUUUCGCUUACAAAAGCACAAUGGCACCAACAAAAAAACGUGAGAAGGACAAUGCAGAUAAUGUGGGCGCUGCGGGUAAUAACAACAACAACAUUAAUGGGCUGGCUAGUGGAAGUGGCCAAGGUGGCGAUGCUACAACAAAUGAAACGUUGGCAGCACCAGCCUCAGUUGCAGCUUCUGCUGCUGCUUCAUCAACAGCAGUUACCACGGAAACACACACAAAACAGAAUGGACAUCAACAAGAGCAGGAACUCUUUUUGCAGGCUUUUGAAAAGCCUACACAGAUAUAUCGCUACCUACGGAACCGCCACGAGACAAACCCCAUAUUCCUAAACCGCACGCUCAGUUAUAUGAAGGAGCGCAUGUCACGCAAUAACAAGAAACGUGCUAGUUUCAAAAUCGAUACAAUACUGGACACAAUUACCCAAAAGUCUGAGGCUGUAACACAAAACUACCUGCAUGUCAUCUAUGAUUCGCUGCAUGAGAAGCUUAAGGCCCAGGACACAGAUGACCUGUUGCGACCGGGUCAGGGGCAGGAGCAGUUGAUGUGUCAAGCGGGCGAAUCAGUGUGUGUGGAAACAACGCUCUAUAAAAUAACUCGCAGCAAGCGCAAGGAUAGCACACUAGAUUUUCAAGAGCUGCUAACCAAAAGCUGCCAAAUUGUUUACAAUCCCAAGGAGCGCAUUGGGGAGCAUUCCACCAUCAGCAUACCGCUGCAGACAAUGCGACCCAUGGGUGAACAGCAUACGCUCUACAAGCUGCUCUUUCGCAUCAAAAUGCAGCCACAAGCAUGCAACGAUGAGAAUGCAGCUACGCCACCGAACAAACGCUCACGUUCCAACGAGAAGAUGUACGGCUCCGAGUUGAUAUUGUAUGAGAAGUCGACUGGAUUUAUCACUGAGGGCGAAUAUGAGGCAAUGUUGCAGCCAUUGAAUUCAUCUAGCAUCAAGUCGUUCUCACCAAAGAAAUGCACCUGGGAGACAAUGCCCGAUAGCUACAUUCCACUCUCGCUGACCUACGAUGUGUACCAGCAGAGUCCAAUGCUCAAAUUCCAUUUGACUUUGUCCAAUGAACAAUUGCCAGAUAUUAUUGCAGCGCCAGAGCUGCAGCGUUAUGUUCAACAUCUGGAUGCCGAGGCUGAACUUAGUCACACUAACAUCAAUAAUAACAACAAUAAUAACAAUAACAAUAAUAAUUGCAGUGGCUUAAAGAAUGGCAUAAUUUGCAAAGCAACACCAGAGCACAUACAAAUUGUGUACAAUUUCAUGUAUAGCAACAAUACGCGCCAACAAACCGAGUACACACAGGAACUCAACUGUCCGUGGUGUGGAUUGGACUGUCUGCGUUUAUAUGCGCUGCUCAAGCAUCUUAAACUGUGCCACGCGCGAUUCAACUUCACGUACCAGCCGGCGGGCAGCGGUGCACGCAUAGAUGUCACCAUUAAUGAUGCCUACGAUGGAUCCUAUGCGGGCUCACCAUACGACCUGGCCGGUCCAUCGGGUUCAUCGUUUGCACGCACCUGUGGUCCGGUAAGGCGCACCUCAGUCACCAGUUUAAUGGUAUGUCGGCCGAGGCGUCAAAAAACCUGCCUAGAUGAAUUCCUGGAGUUGGAUGAGGAUGAUAUCAGCAAUCAGCGUUCCUAUAUAACGGGGCAUAAUAGAUUGUAUCAUCACACGGAGACUUGUUUGCCGGUGCAUCCCAAGGAGCUGGACAUUGAUUCGGAGGGUGAGAGUGAUCCGCUUUGGCUGCGCCAAAAGACCAUACAGAUGAUUGAUGAAUUCUCCGAUGUCAACGAGGGUGAAAAGGAGCUAAUGAAGCUGUGGAAUUUGCAUGUGAUGCGACAUGGUUUCGUGGGUGAUUGCCAGCUGCCGUUGGCCUGCGAAAUGUUUCUGGAUGCCAAGGGUCACGAGAUUGUGCGCAAGAAUCUCUAUCGCAAUUUCAUACUGCACAUGUGCUCCCUUUUCGAUUACGGCCUGAUUGCGGCAGAUACGGUGUACAAGACGGUGCAGAAGCUGCAGGGAUUGCUUAGCAAAUACGCUGCCGGCCAGGAGCUAAUGCAGCGUCAGCGUGAGGCGCAACUUAAGUAUUGGUUGGAUGUGGGCAUGCAUAAGAAGCAGGAUGAUCUAAAGCAUAAGUCGCCGCAGAAACCGGCGCCCAGUUCCAACAACGAAACAGCAACUACCUCAGCAGGCAGCGCUGCCAGCGCAAUGCAACCGCCCAAACGCAUGCCGGCCAAUCUGAAGCGCACUAAUGCCGCUGCCGCUGCUGCUGCUGCAGCGGCGCUGGAUGCCCAGGAUAGCGGUGUAGCCAACAAUAGUGGUAACAGCAGCAAGAAUGUGGCCAAAAAGAGUGCCGAUCAUCCGACCGUCAGCAAUUUGGCCAAUACACGCGAACGUCGAUCCGAUCCGGGUCUAAAACGCACUGCCAGCGGUGGACGUCUCAGUGCCCCCGAAAGCAGAACUGCCAACUCUAUGUCUAAGCGUAAACUCAGCCCCAAAGACACUGCUGUGAUCGGCAAACGGCAACGCUACAGCGACGGCAGCACCAGCGGCAAUGGACCAACGACGACGCGCAACAAAAGCAAUAAUCAUACACUGCCAGCAAAUAGCAAUAGCAACACCAACAACAAGCGACGUCGCUCCACAUUGCAGCGCAGUGGCAGUAACGCCAGUAGCGCAGCGCAUGGACUGCGCACGCGUCUCUCUGUGCCUGUGACCAAAUACGAGAGGCGCUGACGCAAGCGGCGCUGCUGCCGUUGCUGCUGUUGAAAACAACAAGG
This is a messenger RNA of Drosophila innubila, 3091 nucleotides long. RefSeq names its product polycomb protein Su(z)12 (gene Su(z)12). The transcript is spliced from 6 exons. Lineage: Eukaryota; Metazoa; Arthropoda; Insecta; Diptera; Drosophilidae. The record is from RefSeq and is a predicted model, not a curated record. Bases 333 to 3047 code for a protein of 904 amino acids. Gene Ontology annotation, cellular component: nucleus; ESC/E(Z) complex. Gene Ontology annotation, molecular function: chromatin DNA binding.